AGCACCCAGAAGAAGCAAAAUCAUGUUCUGAGGGUACCAACAGUGCAGCGGCUAGUGCAGACUGCACCAAUGGAUCGAGGCAGAGCGGGUGGGAUUACCUAUCCGAAAGGCGCAAUAACGGCCAUGUGGAGGAGAAACAACUAAUUGAAGAUGAGACGAAGACGAGGCAGGCAAACAGAACGAUCGGUAGCAAAAGUAUGGACCCUUCAAAGGAACAAGCGCCAAAUGUUUACAUAUGCAGUACUGCACCUGGGGGGAAAGACGCAAACGUGCACCCCUCAAAUGGCGCAAACGUGCACCCCUCAAAUGGCGCAAACGUGCACCCCUCAAAUGGCGCAAACGUGCAUCCCUCAAAUGGCGCAAACGUGCAUCCCUCAAAUGACGCAAACGUGCACCCCUCCAAUGACGAAAACAUCCCAUUGGACGAACUACUCUACGAAACCACAGAGAGAGCUAAGAAUUACAAUCGAACGAAUUAUGGACUCAUGGGUAUACUAAAGGUGAUCAAGAUGACGGACCCCCAAUUGAAUAUCCUGGCCUUAGGAACCGAUCUAACUACCCUAGGGUUGAAUUUAAAUUCGCCAGACUUUCUAUUUUCCUCAUUUACUUCCCCUAUAAGUGAUGACCCAACAUAUAACGAGGAUUAUUUUGUGAAGCCCAGCUGUUAUUUAAACACCCGUUUUCAAAUUCGCCUAUCCCUACUUCUGAAACUCCAAACAGAGACGCUGUUUUACAUUUUUUACAACCUACCUAGGGACGUACUGCAGGCUUAUGCUGCCUCUGAACUCUACCUGAGAAAAUGGACCUAUCACAUGAACUAUAAAAAAUGGUUUUUCCCAAGGAACCUACUCAAUCAGGGUAACUUAAGCAGUUGCCGUUCUUGGAUUUACUUCGAUCCGGUCACAUGGACAAAAAAAAUAUAUGACAAUUUUUUAAGUGUUAAGGAUAUGAUGCACGUGAAGGAUGUUACCAAAUGUAUUGAGCACAUCAUUCAGGUGCAGUCUAACUAUAGUGCCAAUUUGGCUAGUCCUCCUAAUUGUGGGAACCCGAAUCAAGGCGCUCCCCCCCAAGGGGGUUCUUCCUCCCAGGGGGCUUCUCCCCCCCAAGGGGUUUCUUCCCCACAAGGGGCUUCUCCCCCACAAU
Plasmodium cynomolgi strain B is the source of this 1143-nucleotide messenger RNA. RefSeq names its product NOT family protein. The annotation marks the transcript as partial. Gene Ontology annotation, biological process: regulation of DNA-templated transcription; nuclear-transcribed mRNA poly(A) tail shortening. The record is from RefSeq and is a predicted model, not a curated record. Gene Ontology annotation, cellular component: P-body; CCR4-NOT core complex. NCBI's taxonomy places the organism in Eukaryota, Apicomplexa, Aconoidasida, Haemosporida, Plasmodiidae. The transcript has a single exon.